GGCUUGUUGUUCCAACCACUGCAGCUUUGGCAACAACACGCUUUCAAACCACCAGAGCACCGCAUUUGUUGUUAUUUUUCCCACCUAGUUUCGCCGCCGGCCGCCGACACCCGUGAGCAGGCAGCCUUUCUCUCCUUCGAACACACACGCCUCUCCCGGCUUUGACACCCACUCACGCUCCUUCUCCCGGAGCCGAGCUCUCGCCGCGUUCCAUGCAAUAGCCACCCCUUGUAGUCGACCGCCGACUGCUGCUGCUACUUCUGCUUCUUUGCCUUCGCAUUUCGAUCGUCUCACGACUAUCCUCCUAUUUUCUCCCCCUCGUUGACUGAACCUUCCUUUCGCCCUUGGCAUUAGACGCCCAGUGCUGGCACUCGACGUGAAUCCGCUCUCUCGCAGUUCAGCCCUCACUCACUAUGACCUCCAGUCUUCCCCCGGAUCCUUGGAAAGUUCUCGGCGUCGACAGAAAUGCAGACAAGGCCGAGAUUCGAACUGCAUACAAAAAGCUCGUCCUCAAGUGUCACCCGGACAAGAUCCAGGACCCGACAUUGAAGACGCUCAAGGCCGACGAGUUUCAGAAGGUUCAGCAGGCAUGGGAGCUGCUCAACGAUGAUGCCGAGAAGGCAAAGUACGAACAGAAGGUGCGGCUCGCGGAACUGCAGCGCGCCGCCAAGGUGCAUCAAGAUGUGAAGAACUCGCCCAACACUUCUGUCCCGCGCACCGCCAAGUAUACCACAUUUGAGGUGCGCACCGCCGAGCCGACUUCGAAAUACAAGAGUUCUCCGUCGGGCGGGAAGGUCUACACGUACACCACAGCGACCCACGCCCGUUCGUACGAAGAGGUUCCAUCGACCCGGAUCUAUGCCGAGUACGAGGAACCCGACAGGAAGGCCCGCAGGGCCGCAAGCUACGAAAAGCCGGCGAAACGCGACGAUGAAAGACGCGAGCGCGACAGGGAGGAGAGGAGACGCAGAAAAGAAGAGGAAGAAUUUGCAAGGCAACGAGAGGAGAAACGGGAACGAGAGCGCGAGAAAGACAGGGAAAGGGAGCGGGAGAGGGAGAGGGAGAGGGAAAGGGAAAGGGAGAGGGAAAGGGAGAGGGAAAGGGAGAGGGAAAGGGAGAGGGAGAGAGAGAGGGAAAGAGAGAGGGAGAGGGAGAAAGAAAGAGAGCGCGAGCGCAAAGUUGAGAAGAAGCGGCUUGAAAGGGAUCGGGAGAAGGAGCGGGAGAAAGCCCGGAAACGGGAUGCUGACGAAAAGGCCCGCUACACCAAGCAGCCUUACGUGGAACACUACGAGUCCUACAUCAGCGGCCUCGAGGACCUCGUUCUCGAUGACGAGAUGUAUGUGAUGUCUGGAUCCAAAUCGGACAAGAAGCGGUCGUCGAGCAAGAAGCAUGACGAGACGCGCGAGCGAGACCGGGAACGCGACCGUGAAAAAUCGAGCUCGCGCCGGGCUAAAUCGCCGCACGUGGCCAGCGACCGCAAACACGCCGACCUCCUCGAGUUUGCGGCGGAAUACCUAGCAAGAACUGGUAGCUCUGCACAAAAGGCGAUGGGUGCAUCACAACAGGCAAUGGCUUGGAUGUCGGAAGACCCUCCGAGUGCCACAUUCGUUGCGCCUACCGUGCCGACGCCACCGCCAGUCGAGUUCGUCGAGGAAGAAAGCAUCCGGCUCUCGGCUCCACGCACGGCCGGCCGUCGUGCCUCGAACGACGCAGCAAGGUCGAGGGAGAAACUAAAGUACGACCUCGAUGACACUCCCUCCAAAGGCCGGCCGAUUCCCACUCUCAGCAAGUCCUACAGCACCCCUCCUCCAGUUCCCGAAUCGCCACCGCGCAUAAGCCGAUCCAAGACGAUGCCGCACGAGUCAUACACGGCUAUGCCGUCUCUGUCACGCACCCAUACCUGGGCGCCCGGCGCCACCUCUACUGCCGACUACUACGACGACGUUGAAUCUGAAGAUGACCGUGAUAGGCGCCGCCGCCGCAGCCGCCGCACGCGUUCGCCUUCGGGCCAGGCAGCACAGCGUUACAAGGUCGACAGCAGCCUGAAGACGUCCAAGAUCGAGACGCAGUACUCGUACGGCGAGUCACCGUCCUCAACACGGCGGUAUAUGACGUCCGAGGUGUAUGAUAGCCAUCUCGGUCACUCCCCAUCCUCCGUGUCGUACUCUAGCACCGGGUUACGAUACAAGCAGGCCAAGGCUAUUGGGCCCGAGGAUGUCAUGUACGCUCAGUACGACCCGCCCGUGUCGUACAGUUACUCAUCGCAUACCGCUGAGGGGUACGGCGUUCAGGCCUGAGCGCCUGGCGAGUAUCCUACGAAGAGGCCAGAAGAAGAUUCUUCUUUGCAGUCUCGGUG
Messenger RNA from Thermothelomyces thermophilus ATCC 42464, 2356 nucleotides. RefSeq lists its product as uncharacterized. The transcript has a single exon. NCBI's taxonomy places the organism in Eukaryota, Fungi, Ascomycota, Sordariomycetes, Sordariales, Chaetomiaceae. Gene Ontology annotation, cellular component: spliceosomal complex. The record is from RefSeq and is a predicted model, not a curated record. The coding region runs from base 414 to 2297 and encodes 627 amino acids. Gene Ontology annotation, biological process: spliceosomal complex disassembly.